CUCGAAGAAAGAGCACAAGCGUGCAACAUGGCAGCUCUCCUUGAUUCAGCGUCAUGCGCGCCAAUAGGAUCACUUCUUUGUAGGAAUUGCUUUGGAGUGCGGCUGGCGGAAGAGUGCAUUUCUUGAUGAAGCUCUGUCUCCACCGUUUUCUUCAGCUGUAUCGGAUUCAUGCUCAGCAGGCAUAGGAACACGUCUGAAAAUGGGGAAGCCGCGUGUCAUAUAUUGGUUUCGGACUGAUCUUCGACUUCAUGAUUCUCCAGCAUUGAAGGCGGCGCUAGAUCUGAAGCCCGAAGUAUUAUACCCCAUAUGGUGCUGGGACAGUCACUACGUCUAUCGAGCCAGAGUUGGCGUCAACAGAUGGCAAUUCCUCAUUGACUGCCAAAAUGAUGUCUCACAGAGCAUCACGAAGCUCAACAAGAAGAGCAAACUAUUUGUCCUCCGUGAGCCAGCUGUAACACUGUUGCCCAAGUUAUUCAAGGCCUGGAAAAUCACGCACUUGGUAUUUGAGAAAGACACAGAUGCUUAUGCACGCGAACGAGACGAACAGGUAAUGCACAUGGCUGGCGAAGCUGGUGUCAAAGUCAUCGUCAAAGUGGGCCGCACGCUCUAUGAUUCCGAUGAAAUCGUCAAGAACAAUGGCGGCAAGCCUACGAUGAGUAUCACUCAACUCCAGCAUGCGGGAGAGAAGAUUGGCGAUAUCGAGAAGCCUGUUGACACGCCAACGAGUUUACCUGACCCUGGAGACAUGAAGCUCGACAUCGAGCAAACCGAGCCUGAAGCGGAACCUGACAUCAAUGCUAAGCAUCGGGAGAAGGACGCUGUCACGUUCAGCUCAGGCAUCGCAGGACCAAAGGGGGACUUCUCGCCACCUACGCUAGAGGAGCUAGGAAUGCCAGCUGCAACAUCCCCUCACAAAGGCGGAGAGAGCGUCGUCCUGGAGCGAUUGGAAGAGAUCUUCAAAGACGAGGACUACUGCGGGACGUUUCAGAAGCCCAAGACUUCACCGGCAGCUUUCGAGCCCCAGUCCACCUUUCUCACAUCACCGUACUUGCACUUCGGAGCCCUUAGCUGUAGAUUCUUCUACCACCGUGUAGCGGAAAUCGUAGCGAAGCGUAGCAAAGAGAAGAAGCCAACAUCAUCGCCGCCAGAAAGUCUUGCAGGCCAACUACUCUUCCGCGACAUGUACUUCGCCGCUCAAGCAGCUCUGGGCUGGCAAUUCGGCCAAACUCUCGGAAACGACCACUGCCGCUUCAUACCCUGGCAUCUUCCUUCAAAAGUAGACAUGGAUUCCAAACGCAUCACAGGCGAACACGAAAUUGACGAAGAAGAGAAAGAAAUAUGGCUCCAACGCUGGACAAAUGGCACAACAGGUUUCCCCUGGAUCGACGCCAUCAUGCGGCAACUCAGACAAGAAGGCUGGAUUCAUCAUCUCGCACGACACUCUGUCGCUUGCUUCCUCACUCGAGGAGGCUGCUAUAUCAGCUGGGAGCGUGGCCUCGAAGUCUUCGAAGAGCUUCUUAUCGAUCAUGAAUCUGCGUGCAAUAUUGGAAAUUGGCAAUGGCUUUCUUGCACUGCGUUCUUUGCGCAGUUCUAUCGCUGUUAUUCUCCUAUUGCGUUCGGUAAGAAGUGGGAUGAUAAUGGCGACUACAUCCGGAAGUAUGUGCCUGAGCUCGCAGAUUUUCCAAAGAAGUUCAUUUUUGAACCACACAAGGCUCCAAUUCAAGACCAGAAGAAAGCUGGUGUCCGUAUCGAUGGCGACGGGUCCGAGACUGAAAAGGAUGGGUUGAAACUCUACCCAAAACCAAUUUUCGAUUUCAACGAGCGGAGGGAGAUCUGCAUACAGGGAAUGAAGAAUGCAUACCGCGUUGGACUCUAUGGCAAUGACCCGAAAGUUCUCGAUGGAUCGUGGAAGCAGAUGUUUGAUGAUGAUGCCGAGGGGCCAACGGAGGGGAAGAAAGGUGGUCCGGCGGGGCUGCAGUCGUGGGAGAGUGCAGAUGGGACGGAACACGAUCAUGUGGAUUUGAAGGCGCCAGCGACUCCGAAGGGCAGUGGGUCUGGGAAGAAGGGGAAUGCGAGUGCUGCUUCGUCGCCGCAGGCGAAGACGAAGGCUAGUCCAAGAGGGCAUAAGAGAGAGCCCAGUCAGACGAAGCUUGAUGGGGCGUUCGAAAAGAAGAGUAAGAAGUGA
Cercospora beticola is the source of this 2185-nucleotide messenger RNA. RefSeq names its product cryptochrome/deoxyribodipyrimidine photo-lyase family protein. Gene Ontology annotation, molecular function: deoxyribodipyrimidine photo-lyase activity; FAD binding; DNA binding. Gene Ontology annotation, biological process: circadian regulation of gene expression; entrainment of circadian clock by photoperiod. NCBI's taxonomy places the organism in Eukaryota, Fungi, Ascomycota, Dothideomycetes, Mycosphaerellales, Mycosphaerellaceae. Gene Ontology annotation, cellular component: nucleus; cytoplasm. The record is from RefSeq and is a predicted model, not a curated record.